Molecule: messenger RNA, 495 nt
Organism: Lasiodiplodia theobromae
Lineage: Eukaryota; Fungi; Ascomycota; Dothideomycetes; Botryosphaeriales; Botryosphaeriaceae
Product: Signal recognition particle
Exons: 3
Coding region: 1-495 (164 amino acids)
Biological process (GO): SRP-dependent cotranslational protein targeting to membrane
Cellular component (GO): signal recognition particle, endoplasmic reticulum targeting
Source: RefSeq, a predicted model, not a curated record
AUGCCCUUCUUCGCUUCGAGCGCCGAGUGGUUCGAGCAGUCCCGGCUGCUGAUCGAAGCCCGGCCCACCACCGCCCGCGUUGUGACCAAGUACUCGAUCAUCAAGCGCAAGACGACCAAGGACCGCAAGCGCCAGGUCGCCACCGGCGAUACCGCCAACUCCGAUGCCACGCAUAAGCCUACUGCGGGCGCCCCGGCUCAGGCUCCCGCCCCGCCCCAGGCCGCCCUCACCCUCAAGACCUACGAUCCCGCGUCGGGCGUGUGCUUGAAGUACCAGACCACAAAGGCAGCCGAGGUCGGCCGCCUGAUUGCGUGCUUGGACAGAUGCGCAAGAGCAAUGGCCGCGUUGCCGAGUGCGCCAGAGGAUACCGCCAUGCCGGAUGCGCCCGCGGCGGAACAGGGCACUGGCACUAAUACCCCCAACCCAGAGCCUACGAAGACAGAGUCGAAGCCCGCCCAAGGCGGAGGCAAGAAGAAGAAGAAGGGCAAGAAAUGA